Messenger RNA from Silurus meridionalis, 1907 nucleotides. Its product is annotated as early endosome antigen 1-like. NCBI's taxonomy places the organism in Eukaryota, Metazoa, Chordata, Actinopteri, Siluriformes, Siluridae. The record is from RefSeq and is a predicted model, not a curated record. Bases 6 to 1907 code for a protein of 633 amino acids. The transcript has 27 exons.
CAGUCAUGAUGAUGGCUUGGUUUCAGCUUCUGCUCUUCACUUUCCUCUCCUUUGCUCCUCUCACUACACUCUCUCGCGCGGUACUUGGAGAAGAAGCUGAUGAUGGUGAUGAUGAGAACAUUCUUAAGGGGAUUUGUGAGGGUAUUGAUGAGCAGCUGAACAUUUGCAACAAGAAACUGUCUGAGAAAACGGAUUACAGCUUUGACCUGGAGAAUGACCUGUUUGCCCUGAAGGAGCAGCAGAGGGUGAUUAAGCUGUCAUGUAUAAAUGCCUCUCAGGCGUCCUCGCUGCAGGUGGCAGCUCUGCAGAAGCAGCUGGACAGCAUGUUACUGCAGCUCGGCGAGAAGACCUCAGGACCUGCUGAAGCCGUGUUAAACCUCCUGCAGGAGUAUGUAAAAGCUCAGAAGCUGGAGUUGGAGCUCUUAGUGGAGACGGAUCCGAAGAAGAUUGCAGAGAAACAAAAACAACUGCAGAAGCUGAAAAGUGAUAUGACGGAGCAGAGUGAAAACCUGAAGGACCUUGAGUGCGAAACAACCAAUAAUGAUAAGCUAGAGCUGAAGGUGUCAGAACUGGAAGGCCGGAAUAAGUAUUUGGAAGAGCAGUUUUCUAACACACAGGAGGAAUGUAACGACCUUCAGGAGAAUUAUGAGGAAAUAUUAAGUGGAUUGGAAGAUACUAAUUCAAACCUUAAGAACAUUGUGGAUGUUUUGUCACUGAAGCAGAAGAUUAGCGAACUUGAGGACAAAAUCCGAUCCGAGACGUCUGAGUCCAAGAGAACUGAACUGGAGAAUGAACUGAAAGAGAAGAAGAAAGAACUCGACUUGAAGAAACGAGACAACAAGGAUCCAGACAUGGACAAAAUUCUGACCAUAAUCUCCAAGUUAGAGGAGAUGAAGAAGCUCCAGGUGGAGAUGCUGGGUGCAGACAGUUCGCACAAAAUAAAAGAGAUGAAAGAUGAAGUGCUGAGACUGAUCUCUGAACUGGAUGACUCCAACGUGGCCAAAAUCGUGCUGAAGAACCUGGUCUUACUGACAGAUGAGUCUCAUUUAAAGAAACUCAUAUCAGACAUCAAACAGAAGACGGACAAACAGAUAGCAGACCUGCAGGAGGAAGUGAGGAAGAAGGAGGAGGAACUGAAGAAGAAGGUAACAGAGUCGGGAGAAGUCACCAAACUGAACAGAGAUAUCAGUGCUUUGAGAGAGGAAGUGAAGAACCUGAUGAAACAAGUGAAAGACCUGGAGAACACUUCUGCAGCACAGAUCAGAGAACUGGAGAAGCAGCUAAACAAGAAGAAGCAGGAACUGGAGAACAUGAACAACACUCUGAAGGACAAAAAUGCAGAGUUAGCAGAGAAAGUGUUGAAGAUCACAGAGCUCAUUGAGAAUCUGAAACAGACUAAAGAGGAAGCCAACAGGAGGAACCAGGAGGCUGCAGAAAAGAUAACAGAUCUCGAAACAAAGCUGCAGAAGGAAGAGGCAGAAGCUAAAAGACUGCAGGAGGCACUGAAGCGGGCGACAGAGUGUAUUGACCUCAAGAAUUCUUACAACCAACUGAAGGCUGAUUUUGAUAAAACAGUACUGAAGCUGAAUGAUACACUCAUUAAUCAAGUGUUCACAAUCCAGUCUCUAAACCAGGACAUAAAGAACCUAGAAGAUAAAAUCAGCUCUUCAGGAGGAAACGUUGAUGAACUGAAUAAGAAAUUGCAAGAGAAGAAAGAGGAACUCGAGGAGGCCAAACAGAAGAUCAAGAAAGCGAAAGGAGAAUCUCUUAAAUUUCUGAAAUUACUGGAGGAUCUGAGGAAGACGAACAGGAAGCAGGAGGAUCAUAUCAAGGAAUAUCUCACUAAGAUCAAGAAACUGAAUAAGAAAUUGCAAGAGAAGAAAGAGGAGAAUGCUGGAGCAGUUUAA